CUCUCUGAUUAGGCACGUGAGUUUGGUCCAUCAGGUGAAUGACCGGUUGUGCGCGUGCAGUCCCUCAGCACUGGUCAGCCUCUGUGGGGCUCUGAGGGAUACAGAAGUGAUAUAAGAGCUGGCGGUCGAGGGCAGUGACACGGCUUCACCGUCUGUGAAACCUCAUGUGGUCAUGGCGGCGGCCCCGCUCUGUCUGUUGAACCGCUUUCUCCUCCCCGGUGUGCGGCCGGUCUCGCGCGUCCAGCUCACUUUGUUGUGUGGUAGCUCGCGGAGCCACAACACUACCUCAGGUAUUCCAGGCGUAAAAGAGAGGACUCUGGUUGCUGUCAAGCCAGAUGGGGUCCAGAGGCGUCUGAUUGGUCAGAUCAUUAAGCGUAUGGAGCAGCGAGGCUUCCAGUUGGUGGGUCUGAAGAUGCUGCAGGUGUCUGAGGAGUUGCUGGCACAGCAUUAUGCGUCUCUUCAUAGAAAACCGUUCUACCCCAGCCUGCUGCGCUAUAUGACCUCAGGCCCUGUGGUUGCCAUGGUUUGGGAGGGACACAAUGUAGUGAAGUCCACACGAAUGCUGGUGGGACACACAAACCCAGCGGAAGCUGCACCUGGAACGCUGAGAGGAGACUUUAGCGUUCAUGUUAGCAGGAAUAUUGUGCAUGCAUCAGACUCUGCUGAGGUGGCACAAAAAGAGAUCUCGCUAUGGUUCCAGCGCUCUGAGCUGAUUGACUGGGAGUGCUGUGACCAUGGCAACAUCUACCAUCCAUGAGGGACUGGCCUGCGGAAAGUGCAGGCGCCAUAAAUUAGCACCCAUGCUGUAUGCGUUAACGUGUGAGCGAGGACCACAGUUUAAAUGCUGGAGCAUUUAAGCAAACGCAUAGUGGGGCUUUCAGUUCAUUACUUGCUAGUAGUUUUAAAGGAAUUCAGCCUGAAAACAUGUUUUGGAAAGUAAUAUUAAAUUGCUGUAGUAUUGUUAUGCUACACUGUGACAAUUUUUAAGUAUAUGACCAGUUUUUUUGCUGAGUAAUUUUGUGGUAUAUAAAAGUUUUGGAAAGUAGAGAUGUUUGAAAGUUAAAGCCAAACACAAUUGAUGUUCCUGAUGUUUCUUAUAAGCAACAUUUGGACAGAAGCAGCACUGUGCAGUCAUUCUAAUUAGAAACACCUACUUACAUUCACUCGCACAUUACUGUAAUAGCAGCUGUGAAAAACUGUCUUUUGAUGUUUUUCAAAUAGUUAAUAAUUCAGAUAAUUGUGUAUGGUGAAACUGUUUUCCUCCCAGAAAUGAAUUGCUUGUUCUUUUCAACAUAAUGAAUGUUUCAUGUGAUCUACAUCGAAGGGCAUUCCAUAAAAUAUCUCAAAUCUGUAAUUUUAUAUUUGAUUUCUAAUUGUGAAAAUGGUUUGAAAGAUGACAGUCAGUAUUUCCCAGUUGUGCUCAAAAUGGCUGUGCAGGACAUUAGUGGUCAGAAGAUUUGUUGACUUUAGAAUAAGUAUAGUCGAUAAUAAUAUGCUAUGGUGCUCCAAACUGGGACUUCACUAUAAGGAAUCAAAACGGUGUGCAUGGAAUAGUCCAAUAAAUGUUUAAAAGAA
Molecule: messenger RNA, 1575 nt
Organism: Colossoma macropomum (tambaqui)
Lineage: Eukaryota; Metazoa; Chordata; Actinopteri; Characiformes; Serrasalmidae
Gene: nme4
Product: NME/NM23 nucleoside diphosphate kinase 4
Exons: 6
Coding region: 173-757 (194 amino acids)
Biological process (GO): GTP biosynthetic process; CTP biosynthetic process; UTP biosynthetic process
Molecular function (GO): nucleoside diphosphate kinase activity
Source: RefSeq, a predicted model, not a curated record